Dendrobium catenatum is the source of this 5879-nucleotide messenger RNA. RefSeq lists its product as uncharacterized. NCBI's taxonomy places the organism in Eukaryota, Viridiplantae, Streptophyta, Magnoliopsida, Asparagales, Orchidaceae. The record is from RefSeq and is a predicted model, not a curated record. The transcript is spliced from 11 exons. Bases 37 to 1587 code for a protein of 516 amino acids.
AUUUGUUAAUAUUUUUCUAUAGGGUUGUCAGAUGAGAUGCUUGAUCUCCUUCUCUUUGCUUUGGAAGAUCUAAAGAAGCUGCUAAAGGAUCAGGGAUCAGACCUCUUUAUUGGCUUUGGAAGUUCUGAAGAUGUUAUAAUGAAAAUUGUCAAUGAGGUUAAAGCUGCCCAAGUUUUCACAGAGGAGGAUGUAGACUACAAUACUCGUAGGGUGAUCAGUAUUGUUGAAUCUCGCUUAUCAACUACAUUGUUUCCAUGGGGAAGUUCAAAGAUCAGGCUAUGGAGGGCUCCGUUUUAUGAUUUCAAGGACAUGAAGGGGAUGCCUGCAUCAUACAAUACCUUUCUAAAGUUGAAAUUGCCAGUGUCGAAUCCAACUGCUGCCCCUACCUUACCCAUAUUAAACAUCGGAUUGGAAAGAGGUGAUCUACCAACAAUUGAUGAUGUAAAAAGUUAUCUGAAUAAUGAAAGUUGGACUUUCAUGAAGAAAAUAUCAGCUCAAGAUAUUUUACAAAAGAAGCACCACAAAGAAGUUGUAAAGAAAGAAGAUCUCAUUGGAGGCCCUAAUAAUGUUUUGGAAAUCAGUUCAAACGUGACCGUGGUGCAUAAAAUGAAAAAAUCCAAUUCGUUAUUUGCAUCUCAUAAUGGUUCUCAAGUGAAAGGUGGAACAGAUGCUGUUUUGAACGCUUUAGCUGGUUAUCUGAGAUAUCUGGAGGGAACAGGAAGGGAUGAUUGGCAAGAGGUUCAUGAUAAAAUGGGUAUGGCUGAAAGCAGGAAUGGAGCUUCAUUUGGUGCCAUUUUUGGAGCUUCCCUUUAUUUUGGAACCAUAUCUAGGAGGAGAAUUCAUUAUGUAGCUAUUAAAUAUGAGAAGGAACGUAAUGCAGGAUUCUUGUCUCCUUUUGGAUACUCAUCACCUACUGUUGCAACGGCAAUUGAGACUGUUUGUUCCAUGGAGUGGUAUCGGCUUUUGGCAUAUAAAAGUCUCUAUCAAAAUGAAGGCACAUGCUCUAUACGGAUAUGGAGAUGGAGAGGUUUUCUGAUUCAGUAUACAGUAGCUGGUCAGAAGGGGCCCCCAGUACUUUUUUCCCAUGGUUUUGGAGCUUUUCUAGAGCAUUUCCGUGAAAAUAUCUCUGCUAUGGCCGAGAGUGGACAUCGAGUUUGGGGAAUUACACUUUUAGGUUUUGGGAGGUCUGAGAAGCCAAAUAUUUUGUAUAACGAACCCAUCUGGGCAGAAUUACUGAGAGACUUUAUUGUUGAUGUUGUCAGAGAACCAGUUCAUCUUGUUGGAAACUCUAUUGGGGGCUAUUUUAUAGCUGCUGCAGGUGCUUUUUGGCCUUCCUUGGCCAAGUCUUUGGUCCUGAUUAAUACCGCUGGUUCAAUUGGUCCUAACUAUUUAUAUAUACAAUUAGCGGAGCGGAGAGCCUCAUCUGGAUUUGCAUGGAUGGGUAGUCGUCUUCUUCUACUCUAUUUGAGGUUAAGGGCUACAGAUAUUCUCAAGAAGUGCUAUCCAACUAAUCCUGAACGUGCUGAUGAUUGGCUUGUCGACGAAAUACUAAGAGCUGUAUCCUUACUCAUACAAAAAACAGUGUGAUGCGUCUUGGAAGAAAAUGCAGCAAGAUAGAGAAGAAAUGCAGGAACACAAAUAUAGGUGCUGAUUUUUUGUUACACCUUCAACUAAUAAUGAAAGAUAUAAUUAAUCAUUAUUCGAGAGGUAGAUCAGCUCUCCCACAAACUCUUGCCACCGCUAGGAAACUCACACCAACAAGAAAAUAAACUUGGCAUACAAAACAUGAAAACCCUAGACAAAACUCCUCAUGAAAUAGCCCUAACACACAAUUAAAACUUCCAAAAAUAGUAAAACCUUCUACAAUUAAAACCUUCUUAAAAUAUUAAAUCCUUCCACAAUUGAAACCUUCCACAAUAAAAACCUUCAUAAAAUAUUAAAACCAUCCAAAAUUAAAACCUUCCACUAUAAAAAUCUUCUUAAACAGCAUCCCCUUGAUUCCUUACAUAAUGAAUAAUAGCUCCCUAUGCCUAGCUGUGAGCCCCCUAGCAUAUCAAUACUCCCCCUUCCCCCCAAGCGCAACUUGUCCUGAAGGGGGAAGGAUGGGAACUCUCCUGAUCUUCUUUUUCAACAACAAAAUCUUCUUCAUGUCGAGAGCCACUUAGCUCAUGAUCAAGUUCUAUAUCAUUCAUUAUUUGCUCGUACUUCACUCAAGAGAAUAUGUCAUCUUUCAAUAGUUUAAAAUCCUUGUAUAGCCUUCACUUUUUAUUAGAUCGAUUUUAUGCUUCUAUUUGACUUCCAUGCUUUGACUCUUCUUGUUUCAUCAUUCAUCUUUGUAUAAGAAAAAACUUCUCAUUGCUCGAGAUGUCCUUCAGCAUCAACCACUGCUUUCUGAAGCACCUUAACCUUUGCACGCAACUUUUUUAGCUCCGAGAGAUACUCUACUUCUUGAGCCGUGAUGCUUGCCUUGCACUUGACUGAAAUUUUUAGACUAUUUUCUCUGAUUGUUUAGAAUGUGAAGAUUUUUUAAUGAAAAGGUGCGUUCCUCUAGAGACCAAUCUCAUUUUUCAAAGAAGCAAGAAGGGAGCAUAAGCAUUCAUUUCUACCUUCAGGCCCUUCCUUUCUUUUCGAAGCACUUCAACUUUUUCUUUUAAAUCUUCUCCUUGAACAUUUUUGCUAGGAAUUUCUUCAACUGGAAACUUCUUUUGCACAAAAUCACUUGUCCCAAAGCCCUUAAGUAUCUACAUCAACUCAAAGAACUUACCCUUAAAUAUCAAUUCCAUGAAUGAUGAAACAUGAAGGUCAUGUAGGAACUCUGCAGCUGUUUUUUUUUUUUUGUAUAUGCAGUCGUAAAUUGAUACCUAGAGUUCAGAUGCCAAGUAGGUUUCCCGGGUUCUAGGUGCUUCCACUCCAUGCAAUUCAUAAAAUUUCUCAUCUAAUAUUUGAUUGGGUUUUCAAAAGCACAAAAUCUCAUAAUCUUUGCAGAAAUUUUCUUCUUUAAUGAAGAAAACCAGUUCUUCUCUAAUCCAUUUCUAACCAACUUGGUCCUAUUGAUCACCUGCAUACAAUCAUCAAGAGCUAGAGGAAGUUCUUAGUUUUGGAUGCCUUGAAACUUGCUUGAACUUGACAGCUCCAUGUAUCUCUGCUCUAAAAGUUUCCCGCCCAUCUCUAUUUCUAUGUUGAUUUUUUAAUGGAAUUUUUUGCUUUUUGGAUUUUAUUUUCAAAAAGCACUAUGUGGGUUUAACACUCCUCCUUAAGAUGCAUGCUUUCAGCUUCAAGAGCUCUCAUGCUUUCAUUAAUCACUCUGUUCUCCUAGCCUAGAUCAUUUGUGAUCCUAUAAAAAUAGUUCACUUCAUUAAUUAACCAUUGCAUAUCAGAAGAUUUUUCUGUAAUGCAACUCCUCAAAAUUAAUGAGAGGAGCUCCUGAGCAAUAACUUCUUCAAGAAUAUCAUUAUUUUCCUCUUCACACACUUCAUUUUUCUCACUUAAAUCAUACAAUUUAUUUAACAACAAUUCAUUUUCCUUGAACAACUUUUAGAUUUCACUGAGAUAUAAGACAAGCUUUUUGUAAAUCUGAUAAUCUACCGCACAUUCUCUCCAAUCCUACAUUUAGAAUUUCCUCCAUCUGCUUGCCAUCAUUAAUAUCCUUCUGCAACUACUUAUUUAUCUCUAUUACUUUAAGAUUUUUUUCUUUGGAGGUUAAAAAUUUCUUGAUUUCUCAAAACAGAUUCUUGCUUAAACACUUUGUUUUGUACUCUAAGCUCCACCAAUAUCAAUGCAAGUUGGUCUCAAAGUGUGAAAGAAGUUGGUUUCUCAAGUUGAAAAUGGAGUUCACCCUUGGUAACUAAAACAAUAGCAUGCAGCUCUGCAAUUUUUUUUGCAAAAUAUUAUCAUAGCAAUCAUAUGAAAUCUCACAGAUAUUGGCAUCGUAUGGCUCACAAAUCUUCUUUGUGUCGUAUGCUUUCAUCAUCACAUGAAUCUCUUCCAAAAGUUUCACAUUCCGGUCCGACAGUGCAAUUAACUUCCUCUCUCCUGAGUGGCUCAUUCCUGUUUGAGAUCAAAAAAGAAAUUUUCUGCAUGCUUCAAUUUCUCCAUGUACUUUCUACAUUCUUGGGAGAGAAAUAAAUUCUUUUCAGUCAAUUCAAGCAAAAACCACUUCGAGAUGAAACUAUCAAUCUCAAUGUUUACUACUUUGUAAUGCUCCUCAAGCUCCUGUUUUGUUACUUGGAUUUGUUUUUUUAAGGUUUUAAUUUUAUUGUUCGAAAAAUCAAUUGAUUGUUGAUGAAAUUUAUAUCAUUUUCAUCUUCUAGUUUUCCUCGUCAGAAUGGACAAUGCAGUUCUUCCAUAUCAUGAUAUGCUAGAUCCUUCUUGUCUAUAAUCUCAUUGUUUCCUUCUAAGAUCACAAGCCGAUACUCCAAGAUUUGAAUAUGUAGAGAAACUCUUUCCACUUGAAUUUCAUCCGUUGAAUUUUUCGGCUUAAUCAAUUCGAUGUCAACUUUGUCCUUUGAUAACUCUAUAUUAGCUGAGUCUUAUGUUUUGGCCUCAACAUUUUCAUCUUCAGAGAUACCCAUAUCAAUAGAAACCAAAGGUUCUUUCACUUAUUUUUUUUUUUUUCAUUCUUAGAUUUUGACUUAGUUGUGUCUUUCCCAUCUUCAUUUUUGGAUUAUGAAAACAUAUGUUCUUAGGAUGUGGAUGUCUUGGUAGAAUCACUUUGCAAAAUACUUGGAUUUUGAUUAACACCGUCAGCUUGGCUUUGCAAGUUUAUUUCCUUGCCUUCUUCAUUCACAUCUUUCUCCUUGUCAUUCAGUUUAUCCUUUGAAGGAAUAUGUGUUUCACUUAUUGAACUCUCACUCUUCUUCUCCACAAUCAUUCGCAUCUUCAACUUUCUCACCCUAGGAUCUUCAUCUUUGACCACUGUAAUAGCUUCUUCCUUCAGUGUAGCGGUUGUCGUGGUCCCUUCAUGUUUCCCCGUGUAUAUAGGUUGGGAAUCCUAUCUUUCCCCCAUCCUCCUUGCAUGAUUCUAACCCCAUGGCUCAGCCCGACCCCCUCCAUUUCUUGUUGCCCACUCUCUUUUCUUGAAAUACCUCCCAUAGUGGUCAGCCUCACCACAAAAUUCCAUCCUUGUUGUCCUCCUAUCUGGAAACCCUGAUCCACCCCUUACCGAAGCCCUAGGAUGGCUCUUGAUGAUAGAAACUCUUCUUAUCGAACUCCUCCUGUCCGAUCUCCUUUCCCUUGAUUAGGCCAAGGGAAUUCUGGUCAAUUCUUGGUAAUGGUUAGCAAUCGGAACUGUCGGUGGUUUUGGAUUGCAUCUCCAUGAGCUUGCUCGUCAUCUCCUUCAACCCUCCAAAUUAGCUCUCCAUCUGAUUCUCUGUGGCUAAAAACCUUCUUUCGAUGAUUAGGAACUUCUCCUUCAUUUGAGAUUUGAUUUGCUCCACUUUGUCUUCCAACGGAUCCACCUUCUUUGCUUCCAUCUCUCCAAAAUCUGGCUUUGAUACCAAUUUAAUUUGUCUUGGAAGCAAAAAUAGUAAAAUAGUAAUGAAGAAUUGCAGGAACAAAAUUAUAGAGGCUGAUUUUUUGUUACUCCAACUUGUAACUAAUGAUACAAUUGAUCUAAUAUUUACGAGGUAGAUCGGCUCUCCCACAAAUCCUAUUCACCGUUAGUAAACUCACACCAACAAGGAAAAUAAACUCAGCAUACAUAACAUGAAAACCCUAGACAAAACUCCUUAAAUAGCCCUAAUACAUAAUUAAAACAUUCCUAAAAUAUUAAAACCUUCCUAAAUUAAAACGUUCCACAAUAAAAAUCUCUCUAAAUAGCUCCCCCUUGAUUUCUUACAUAAUGAAUAAUAGUUCCUCCGGCCUUGUUGUGGGCCCCCUGG